GCUCAUUUUGGCCAGAGGCGGGACUUCAGGCAGAAGUGCUGCACCUGUUGCGAUGCUGACUUCCUGUUUGUCAGUCUGUCUCCUGUCACCUGAACGUGGAACAUCUGGAAGCACCUGGAGUUAAUGGAUAAAUUAAAGAAGGUGCUGAGCAGGCAGGAUGAUGACGGGAACCCGGAGGAACCCGGAGUCCUGGAGAGAGCCAAUGAGGCGUCGACGUUUGCCUGUGGGACGAGGGUGAAGGGUUUCCUGGUCUGCUUCGUCGCUGGAGCGUUCUUCUCUGUUCUGGCUACCUUCAUGCUGUGGAUCCCGGGCUUCGGCCUCGCUGUGUUCGUGAUCUUCUACACGGUGGGAAACAUCUGCGUUCUGGCCAGCACCAUGUUCUUGAUCGGGCCGUGGCGGCAGCUGAGGAGCAUGUGCGCUAAAGAGAGAGCGCUCGCCACCACCCUGGUGCUGGUUUGUCUGGUGCUGACGCUCUGCUCUGCGUACUGGUGGACGAAUUUCACCCUCGCUCUUAUUUUCUGUCUCCUCCAAGUUGUGGCUUUCAGCUGGUACGGCCUCUCAUACAUCCCCUUCGCCAGAGACGCCAUCUUAAAGUUCUUUUCAAUCUGCUGCAGCUAAACAUCAGAGUCUGUCCGACCAAUCAGGAGGCAGGAUCUUAGUCAGGUGUCAGGUUUCCAUGGAGACCAGCUCUGUGCCUGUUAGUGUUGUUUGUUUGUUUACGUCCCCCACACAUCGGUGUUUUCUGACCGUGGUGUCACUCAGUGUUCGUCUCAUUUCAAGAGGAUGACAUGAAACUGAUCUGGAGUCUGAUGCUGGUUCUUUACACCAGAUUUAUAUUUGAAUCAUUGAAUUCUGCUUCACAUGUUGAGGUGUUAUUUAUAAUCAGCUGGUGUAAUAACAGGUGUACUAGUGUGUAUUAAUACGUGUAAUAACAGGUUUGUGAUGUCAUUCAUUUAUUAGUGAGUUAAACAUGUUGAAGACAAAAUAUUUCUAUUUUUCUUUUUGUUUUAAACAUCCAAAAUAUUUCAGCAGAAACUUUUUCACA
This is a messenger RNA of Paralichthys olivaceus (Japanese flounder), 1045 nucleotides long. Lineage: Eukaryota; Metazoa; Chordata; Actinopteri; Pleuronectiformes; Paralichthyidae. The record is from RefSeq and is a predicted model, not a curated record.